AUGCCACAUCAUCAACCUUCCCCUCCUCAAGAUCUGGCGCAGAACGAUGCAGUUACUGGCAGUGCCGAGAGUGACGGUGGCGAGAACGGUGGCGAUGGCCGCAAAGGUUAUGGAAAGCGCGAGUUAAGCACGAGCAAAAGAGCUGCUCAGAAUCGAGCCGCCCAGAGGGCUUUCCGACAACGAAAAGAAGGCUACAUCAAGAAACUCGAAGAGCAAGUACGAGACUAUCAGGUACUCAGCGAGAACUUUAAAGCAGUGCAAGCCGAAAACUAUCAACUCCGUGACUACAUCAUCAACCUCCAAUCUCGGUUAUUAGAGUCACAAGGCGAAGUUCCACCUCCACCAAGUAAUGUCGACGGCCUGCAACCGGGCAAAGCUGGACCUUCACAGCAACAGGGCACCUUGCCUCGAUUGUCAGAGCUAGGUGCAGUCGCCCAAACGCAGGACGGCCUCAGCAGCCUGCAUCAAGAGCCUCCUCGGACAGGGCUAUAUCCUGAUCCAACAUAUUCUGAAUCUCCAGUCACGAAGCGCGCCAGGACGGGUUCGGCCGAGAUGACUCCAUCUCAAGCGGCAUUGCAAGGACCGAACAUCCUAUCCCAGCAAUCCGCAGGCGCUCGGUAA
Messenger RNA from Cladophialophora yegresii CBS 114405, 621 nucleotides. RefSeq lists its product as uncharacterized. The transcript has 2 exons. Gene Ontology annotation, molecular function: transcription cis-regulatory region binding; DNA-binding transcription activator activity, RNA polymerase II-specific. The record is from RefSeq and is a predicted model, not a curated record. NCBI's taxonomy places the organism in Eukaryota, Fungi, Ascomycota, Eurotiomycetes, Chaetothyriales, Herpotrichiellaceae. Bases 1 to 621 code for a protein of 206 amino acids. Gene Ontology annotation, cellular component: RNA polymerase II transcription regulator complex.